GGUGCUUAUAUUUCCGGUCGCAGUGCGCGCGGGGCUCUGGGUCGGGGAGGUGACCGAGGAGACCCAGUAGCACCUCCACUGGAGGUCUGGCAGCCGGUGGGGACCACCAGCUCGGAUGAGGACAUUGUGAAGUCUACAUUAGAGCACAGAGGAGGACGGGGCUCAGGCACUGUCCUAGCUCACCUUCAGUCUGCCGAUGGAGCGGCUACACUGGGUACGACAUCGUUGUCGACAGAUGCUGGUAGAAAGCUCUGGGAGAGGCUGGUACUCUGCCCCUGAUGGCAUGUCCAGCAAAACCUCCAUGGACCCCCACAGCUCUCCACGGAGGGACAGUGGAAAGCAGAGGACUGUGUUUGCUCGCCAUGGCCCCCGCCAGCAGGAAUUGGAAUCCGUCUUCAACAGCUACAAGGGCAAUGCCAUCUGCACCACCAAGUACACCUGGUUAACUUUCAUCCCCAUGAACCUGUUUGAACAGUUCCACAGGGCUGCCAACCUCUACUUCCUGUUCUUGGUGUUACUGAACUGGGUCCCAGUCGUUGAAGCCUUUCAAAAGGAAAUUACCAUGAUUCCUCUGGUGGUGGUCCUCACUGUUAUUGCCAUCAAAGAUGCCCUGGAAGACUACAGACGGUACUUGUUUGAUAGGAAGGUCAACAACAACAUGGUGCAAGCGUUCUGUGGCCAGCAGAAGGACUACAUUUAUCAGUGCUGGAAGGAUGUUCGAGUUGGAGACUUUGUCCGUCUGUCCUGCAAUGAAAACAUCCCAGCUGACAUGCUGUUGCUGUAUUCCUCUGACCCACGUGGGGUUUGUUACAUCGACACCGCCAACCUGGACGGAGAAACCAACCUGAAACAGAGACAGGUGGUUUCAGACCUCCCAUUGGAGGGAGUAGAGUUUACCGCUGAAAGCUUCCACUGUCUGGUUGAGUGUGAGAACCCCAACAACGACCUCAGUAGGUUUAAAGGUUACAUGGAGCAUCCCAGUGGGGUUCGAGUUGGCCUCCAUCACACCAACCUCCUGUUGAGGAGCUGCACCAUCCGCAACACGGAGACUGUGGUGGGCCUUGUGGUCUACGCCGGUCAUGACACUAAAGCCAUGAUGAACAACAGUGGGCCGAGGUAUAAGCGCAGCCAGCUGGAGAAGCAUCUGAACACGGACGUUCUGUGGUGUGUGCUCCUGCUCGUCAUCAUGUGUCUGUCUGCGGCCAUAGGCCAUGGCUUCUGGCUGAAAAACCUCAAAGAGGCGGUCUUUCAGGUUAAUAAGGAGAUGUCUCCUGCCCUGGCUGGAUUCUAUGUCUUCUGGACAAUGAUCAUUGUGCUGCAGGUGCUGAUCCCCAUUUCUCUGUACGUGUCCAUUGAGAUUGUGAAACUGGGCCAGAUCUACUUCAUCCACAACGACUUAGCCUUGUACAACGAGCAGCUGGACUCCAGGAUUCAGUGUCGGGCCCUCAACAUCACUGAGGACCUGGGUCAGAUUCAGUACCUUUUCUCUGAUAAGACGGGAACUCUGACAGAGAACAAGAUGGUGUUUCGCCGCUGCAGUAUUUAUGGGGUUGAAUACCCUCAUGAGGAAAAUGCUCGGAGGCUGGAGGUCUACGAGGCAGAGAAGAUGAAGGCGGCUGGUCGCUCUGUCACUCUGAAGUCGGCCUGCAGCGGUAGAUCUCUGAGCUGCAAACACAGCUCUGUGUCUCUGCACACGCUCACUGCUGAGCAGGAGGAAGACGAGGAGGACCUGGUGUCCAGUCACAGCCGGCCCCGGACCAGUGCCUUCUGCAGCCGCGUGACGAAGGAGGUGGUACCAGAUCCGGAGCUGGUGAGGAAGUUGAAUUGGUUCUGCUCUUCUAUGCUGGCUGACAGCUCCUGUGGGACUGCGGCCAGCCUCGAACUCACUUACAUCCUUGACUUCUUCCUCGCUCUGGUCGUCUGUAACAGCGUGGUGGUUUCCUCGCCCAGCCAGCCUGGACACGUGGUGCCUGACACGCAAACACCUCUCAAGUCCCUGGAGGAAAUCAAGCUGAUGUUUCAGCGCCUCACCUUCUCUCCUUUCUCUGCACUCUCCAGCCUGUCUCCUCCCCAGAUCAAGGGCCGACCUCACAGCUUCGCCAGCAGGCUCUUUGGCCGGGGUAAAACCGGCUCCUUCAGCUUCUCCACACCUGCUAACAGCACCCCAGAUGGGUCAGAACCAGACCAAGAAAGUUACCAGGAGACCACCAACUCCAGACUGAAAGUGGACUUGUCCACCAGAGAGGAAGGAGGAGAUGCUUCCAAGACAGAGGACAGCGAGACAGAAGAUCAUUUCAAAGGGGCAAGGACAAACCUUGAUGGGGCUGGGGAGGUCGCUGAGGACCUGACCAGAGAAGUGGAUUGUGAGCGAGACCCUGAUGACGAACUGCUGUACGAGGCAGAGAGUCCCGAUGAGGCGGCCCUGGUCCAUGCAGCACAUGCAUACCGCUGCACCCUGAGGGGACGGUCUGCAGAGGGCCUGCUGGUGGAGCUACCAGGAAUGGGACCGUUGGCUGUCCAGCUGCUCCACAUCCUUCCCUUUGACUCCAACAGGAAAAAGAUGUCAGUGGUGGUCCGCCACCCGCUCACAGGGCAGGUGGUGGUUUACACCAAGGGAGCUGACUCUGUAAUCAUGGACCAGACACCUAAAGGUUCAGAGCCGGCUCAAGAGCUCUACAAUCACAUCCGAGAACAGACCCAAAAUCAUUUGGACAGCUAUGCUAGGGAAGGCCUCCGCACCCUCUGCAUCGCUAAAAAGGUCCUGGAGGAGGAGGAGUAUGAGGCUUGGUUGAAAGGACAGCAACUGGCAGAGAGCAGCAUCGAGGACCGAGAAGAGCUGUUGCUGGAGGCCGCUCAGAGACUGGAGACCAACCUCACUCUGCUCGGCACCACGGGGAUCGUGGACCGACUGCAGGAGGAGGUCCCAGAGACCAUUGAGGCGCUGCAGAGGGCCGGGAUCAAAGUCUGGAUCCUCACUGGAGAUAAAAAAGAGACGGCCAUUAACGUCGCCUACGCCUGCAAACUCUUUGGUCCCAACGACCAACUGCUGACAGCCGACUGUGGGAGCAAGGAUGCAUAUGCAGCUCUACUGGACGAGCUCAAAGUUGCAGAGCAGUGUGGUGAGGACAGUUUGAGUCCUGCUGGAGAAUCCUCCCCAGGCUUCAUCCUGGUUCUUGAUGGCCUGACCCUGGAAUGGGCCCUGCAGGAGGAGCAGAGGAGCGACUUCCUGGAGCUCAGCCGGAGAUGCAAGGCAGUGAUCUGCUGCCGGUCCACCCCACUGCAGAAGAGCAAGGUGGUCCAGUUGAUCCAGGACCAGCUCGGGGUUAUGACCCUGGCUGUAGGUGAUGGAGCCAAUGAUGUGAGCAUGAUUCAGAUGGCUGCUGUGGGCGUUGGGAUAUCGGGUCAGGGGGGCAUGCAGGCUGUGAUGUCCAGUGACUUUGCUAUCUCCAGGUUUAAACACCUGAGGAAGCUGCUGCUUGUGCACGGCCACUGGUGUUACUCUCGUCUCGCCAACAUGAUCCUCUACUUCAUCUACAAGAAUGUGAUGUAUGUGAAUCUGCUGUUCUGGUAUCAGUUCUUCUGUGGUUUCUCUGGGAGCGUCAUGACCAAUGCCUGGGUGCUCAUCCUCUUCAAUCUGAUCUUCACCUCCAUUCCUCCCCUCGUGUAUGGCGUCCUGGACAGAGACACGCCUGCUCACUCUCUGAUGGAGCUGCCUGAACUCUAUCGCCAGGUGCAAACCUCCAAGGUCUAUGUUUCCUACAUGUUCUGGAUCACAGUCCUGGACGCGUUUUACCAAAGCCUCAUCUGCUUCUUUGUGCCUUACUUUGCUCUAGCAGGUUCCAGCGUCAGUGUUCUGUCUUUCGGCUCUCCCAUCAACGCCUCAGCUCUCCUCAUCAUCCUGCUGCACCAAGUCAUCGAGAGUCACACUCUGACGUGGAUUCAUGUGCUGGUGUUGGUGCUCAGUGGCGGUCUCUACUUUGGCUUUGUGCUGCUCUUCAGUUUGUUCUGUGUGACCUGCAGCCCCCCCACCAACCCUGUGGGGGUGGAGACCCUCGAGAUGAACCAGCCUCUUUUCUACAUCAUAUGUGUUGUCACUACUGUGAUGGCUCUGUUACCCAGGCUGUUUCUACGAGCGCUGUACAACACCGUGCACCCCGCUGCUGUUCUGGAAUCAGCUGGGAUGGAUGAAGUGGACUCGGAGACGUAUCGCAGCAACAUGCAGCGCUGGAACCUGAUCCAUCCCAGAGCCAACAAGCUGCUACUGUGUGCCGACAACCCCGGCGUCGAGCCCAGCGCCGCCUCGGUGGUCUCCUGACAAACACAACACACACACACACACACACACACACACACACACACACCCCGUAAGAAGAAUAACCUAAAAGUGGACAUGCAGACAAGUUUUUCAUCGCUCCACUCCCCAGCUACGUAUCUGCUGUGCUGAGAGAUGUCAACAGCCAAAGAAGUGAUAAGGAACUAAUAAUUAAGCUGUUGGAUGUUCUCCUCAGGGACGGAAUUUGAAAGUUGAACAUUUGUUCGAUAUCUCAUCAAGGAUUUGCAGGAGCAGAAUCCGCAAACUUCAUUGAGACCAUUUUUUACAUCAUGAAAUCAUGACUUUAUUAAUCUUCAGACACUCACAACUCUCACAACGAGCAUCUUACUGCAGUGGUGAUUGUGCCAAUAAUUAGUUGCACAUCCAACAACGAACAAAGUGAAGAACAUGACAUGCUACAGCGUGGAGCUAACUCUGACGUUGGGCUGCAUCUCGGGUAAAGUCAGAUCAAAUCAAAGAAAACGUCCCCAGUAGCCUCCGGUUUCUGGUGAAAACAAAAAAUGAGGGGAUGUAUGCCUGGAAUGGAAGACAACCAAAUGGACAAACUCAUUCUAUAUUCCACAGGUAGAAAAUGACGAAGACUGGUUGUAAAUUAUUCUUAACACAUGAUCCGUGACCAUAAUUCUGUUGAUACUAGACAACUGACUGCCAUGUUUGUUGGGGAUUUUGCAGUAAUGACUCCUUUUGAAAUAAAUACUUUAACCAUC
Messenger RNA from Gasterosteus aculeatus aculeatus (three-spined stickleback), 5040 nucleotides. RefSeq names its product ATPase phospholipid transporting 10D (gene atp10d). Gene Ontology annotation, molecular function: magnesium ion binding; ATP hydrolysis activity; ATPase-coupled intramembrane lipid carrier activity. Gene Ontology annotation, biological process: phospholipid translocation. The record is from RefSeq and is a predicted model, not a curated record. Lineage: Eukaryota; Metazoa; Chordata; Actinopteri; Perciformes; Gasterosteidae. Gene Ontology annotation, cellular component: plasma membrane.